Sparassis crispa is the source of this 1425-nucleotide messenger RNA. Its product is annotated as E3 ubiquitin-protein ligase itt1. Gene Ontology annotation, cellular component: cytoplasm; ubiquitin ligase complex. Lineage: Eukaryota; Fungi; Basidiomycota; Agaricomycetes; Polyporales; Sparassidaceae. The record is from RefSeq and is a predicted model, not a curated record. The coding region runs from base 1 to 1425 and encodes 474 amino acids. Gene Ontology annotation, molecular function: zinc ion binding; ubiquitin conjugating enzyme binding; ubiquitin protein ligase activity. The transcript is spliced from 6 exons. Gene Ontology annotation, biological process: protein polyubiquitination; ubiquitin-dependent protein catabolic process; positive regulation of proteasomal ubiquitin-dependent protein catabolic process.
AUGACUGCGUUGUCCAUAGAUCAGCCUGACCUGGACCUUUGUGCGUCACUACAGCGGGAGGAAUGGGAAGUCUUGGAGUCGAUUUACCCAGACUGUGUCUCGAACGACAUAAAGCAUGGGAUUGUAAAGCUGGAAGUCCCCAUCGAGUUUCCGGACCCAAGAUCUAUCGCGUUGGUUGACGAUCAUACAACGCCUUUCAGGCGAACGGACCGUUUCCCUCAUGGUCUCCUUCAUUCUCGGACAGCUGGCCUUUCUAUAUUAUCUCUCUCCACACUUCCGCCCAUUCUACUGGAUGUACUAUUACCGCCUACCUAUCCAUAUACGCCCCCGGAAAUUGUAUCGAUACAUGCAACACAUUCGUGGUUACCUCGUAAUCUUGGUCUGCACCGCAGUUUGAUGGAAAAGUGGCGAGAAGGAGAAGGAGUUCUAUACACUUGGGUAGAGUGGAUCCGCACCGGAGAUUUCUUAGAUGGGUGUGGACUCGUUUCGAGCUCGGAAGAAGGAACUAUAAUUUCCAUACCACAUCCUGCCGUUCAUCAACUUAAUUCGUUCCUGAAAGCGUACGAUACUUCAGCGCAGUUGACAAGAUUCUCCCAGAACUCAUAUUCAUGCGAAAUUUGCUUGACAUCCAUCAAAGGAGCUCGGUGUAUACUGCUGUCCUGUUCACACGUGUUCUGUCGUGCUUGCCUAGAAGACUUCUGGAAGCUAUGCAUCAAGGAGGGAGACGUUGGACGUGUAGGGUGUCCAGAUCCGGGAUGUGUCAAGGAGGGACGAGAAGCGAACGAAGAGGAUGUGAGGAGAGUGGUUACGGAGGAAGAGUUGAAGAGGUGGAAAUGGUUGCGGGAGAAGCGCACACUGGAGAAAGAUCCAACUCUCAUUCACUGUCCAUUAUCGUUCUGCCAGCAUCCCGUAGCCAAACCACAGAACGUCGAGGAGGGGUCUGGAUGGGAACGCCUGAGGACAUGUCUCGAAUGCGGAUUCUCGUUUUGUGCUUAUUGCAGACGUACAUGGCAUGGUCCCCUUAGUGAGUGCACGAUCGCCUCGUCCGAUUCGCUCGUAUCCAGAUACAUGGAGCUGCCGGAGCAAUCUCCUGAGCGGCAGCUUAUAGAUCGACGAUAUGGAAGAGCCAAUCUCCUGCGCCUUGUGGCGAAAUACGAGGAGGACCAGGCAAACAGGAAGUGGCUCGAGCAAUCUACAAUGGCCUGCCCGACCUGUCAGGUGCAUGUAGAGAAGUCGAUUGGCUGCAAUCACAUGACGUGUGCAAAGUGCGGCACCCACUUUUGCUAUCGGUGCGGCGCCAAGCUGUUGGCGCAGGACCCGUACGCGCACUUUUCAAGGCCGGGACAGAGAUGUUACAUGAAGCUGUUUGACAUCCACAGCGAGGAGAAUGACUGGCAGCCGGUAGACCUGUUUGACAAUGUGUAG